AUGGACGACGUUCCGACCAGCGCUGACGACGAGGUCGUGCAGUCGCUUGCGGGCUCUCCAAGCGACGCGCUCUUCGGACUCGACAACUCCGACCUCGGUACUUCAGCCGAGCCCAACGGACCCGAUAUCCAAGUUAGCGAAGACAUGCCCAGCGAGAAUCCAACCGAGACCACGGCAGACAAAACGAUGGCCAACGAUAUUGAAGCUGAAGACACAACUUCCGACGAAACUAUGACAGUUUUCGGUGGAGUUGACUCCUCUGUGAAGGCCACAACCGACAAAAUCCCCCUAGAACCCACACCUGCGACGACAGAAGAUGCGCAGACCUCGAUGAAGAUCGACAUCGAAAAUGACGAGCAUAGCCCCUCCAUUGAAGUUGGAGACACACAUGUGAACUCUACAUUCGCUAACAGAUCGAGCGCCGAAAAUACUGCACUGCAGGAUCCCGAGUGGCGUACUUGCAAAUUGGAGAUCGUCCUUCCCGACUUGUCGCCAGAAGAACGCGCACAAUAUGUCUCUAUCACAAGUGACGUUGUGAACGAGGUCGUCGAAAAGGUCACAGGAUCCGAAGGCGAAGUGUGGUACAAGGCGGAAUUCACAGAUGGCCGGCAGGAUAUCCCCGCAUCUAACGUUCUGAAGCUGCUUACCUGCUGUAUGCAACUUGAAGAACACAUGAGGAUUGUUGUCUCUGGGCUCGGCCAGCUCACAUGCACGCGGUUGGCGACUGGCUGA
Messenger RNA from Colletotrichum spaethianum, 732 nucleotides. RefSeq lists its product as uncharacterized. The transcript is spliced from 2 exons. Lineage: Eukaryota; Fungi; Ascomycota; Sordariomycetes; Glomerellales; Glomerellaceae. The record is from RefSeq and is a predicted model, not a curated record. Bases 1 to 732 code for a protein of 243 amino acids.